AUGCAACCCCAUGCCCUGAAUCUUAGACAUCGGUCCAGAGUGAUUCCCCAACGCCAUAAUGCUUCCAUAAAUAAUUUCGAGUUUGAUAAAGCACAGCCCUCCCUCUCAGCAUCAGGGCACUCUUCACUGUCCUCCAGUUUUCGAGAGUCUGCCUAUACUUCUACUCCUUCUCCAGCUCAGUCUUCACCUUCCUAUCGACGCGGCUCCAGCAUUUGCGCUGGAUGUGAUGGGUCUCCCCUUGCUGUCUACUUCUGGCUCUUCAACAGCAUUGAUUUCCAGGAAAUGGUAGAGGAUGAUGAGCAGCAUGGCUGCCGAGCCGAGGAAGAUCGCAAGACGGUAGAGAUCAUCGUCAGAAAUCAUCUUGGAUGUAGGGCUGCUUGCGACAAGGAAUUCGAGGAUUUGGGUAGAGUCGAAGGAGCCACGUAA
Molecule: messenger RNA, 426 nt
Organism: Cadophora gregata
Lineage: Eukaryota; Fungi; Ascomycota; Leotiomycetes; Helotiales; Ploettnerulaceae
Exons: 1
Coding region: 1-426 (141 amino acids)
Source: RefSeq, a predicted model, not a curated record